AUCAUGGCUGUGGGAAAGAUCAUCUUCUACGAGGACCGGAACUUCCAGGGCCGCUCCUACGAGACCGGCAGCGACUGCUCCGAGCUCACCUCCCACCUGAGCAGGUGCAACUCCUGCAGGGUGGAGAGCGGCCUCUUCGUGGUCUACGAGAAGGCCGACUUCGCGGGCCAGCAGGUGCUGGCGAGGCGGGGCGAGUACCCCGACAACCAGCGGCUGAUGGGCAUGAGCGUGAGCGACUGCAUCAGGUCCAGCCGCACGGUGCCCGCGCACAGAGGAGCCUUCAGGAUGAAGAUCUACGAGAAGGAGAACUUCGGGGGCCAGAUGCACGAGCUGAUGGACGACUGUGACAACAUGAUGGAGCGCUUCCGGAUGUCCGACUGCCAGUCGUGCAGCGUGGUGGAGGGCCACUGGCUGAUGUUCGAGCAGCCCAACUACCGGGGCAAGAUGCUGUACCUGAGGCCGGGAGAGUACAGGAACCCCCGGGAGAUGGGGAUGAGCGACAUGACCAGGUUCAGCUCCAUCAGGCGCAUCACAGACUCCUGUUAA
Messenger RNA from Pungitius pungitius (ninespine stickleback), 546 nucleotides. Its product is annotated as gamma-crystallin M3-like. The record is from RefSeq and is a predicted model, not a curated record. Gene Ontology annotation, molecular function: structural constituent of eye lens. Gene Ontology annotation, biological process: lens development in camera-type eye; visual perception. NCBI's taxonomy places the organism in Eukaryota, Metazoa, Chordata, Actinopteri, Perciformes, Gasterosteidae. The transcript has 3 exons. Bases 4 to 546 code for a protein of 180 amino acids.